CGCGGGGCUUUACAUAGGAAAAUACCGACACAGUAGCAGCAGCAGCCAGUGCUCGUGUAGCAAGUGCGGCGCGCUGUCCCUGUACUACGGUUAUCGUACACCAGGAGGAUCAGCUAAGCACGUCGCGGGGAUGACGGAGGUGAAGAAGGACGACGUCGUCAAGAUUCUGCACACCUAUCCGCUGUGUCGGAAAUGCGACAUGACGGACGAGAUGAAGCAGGAGGCGAUGGAGCUGUGCGUCACCGCGGCCGAGAAGUACGCCGACAAUUACGAGUCGGUCUCGCGCAUGAUCAAGGAGACGAUGGACAAGCGCUUCGGCGCGAGCUGGCACACCGUCGUGGGCGAGGGCUACGGCUUCGAGAUCACCUAUCAGCUCAAGCAUCUGCUCUACAUGUACUGCGCCGGCAAUCUCGCCAUCUGCAUCUGGAAGUCAUCGUGAACGUGCGGAGCAGAAAAAAAGAAGAAGAGAGUAUGGAAACUCGCGUGUCAAUUGUGUCCGAUAAAAAUUGCCUUUGUCGAAAUUUUUAAAUAUUAUAAUAUAUAUUUAUACACAAAUUAUAUUUACGAAAAGUGCGUUACCAAGAAAAGUCAUAAUGAAGAAUUUUAUACAUUACGUACAAUGUAUGUUCGUUCGAGUACAAAUAUUUCUUUGAUUUAGACAUAUUUAGAAUUGUUUAGCUUGUUCUCGCUCGAUCCGAUUUUGUAUUGUUUCAAUUUAGUUUCGUAAUUUUUCAACAACUUCGUCGUUAUUUGUAUAAUUAAGCUCUCGAAUUAGGAUCAGGACUGAGUACUGUUCACUCAACCACAAAAUACCGAUAAGUAUUAACAUUGAUCGCACAUCGACGAUGUACGAUUGCGCCACCGGACGAGCAGCAAUAUUUUAUAAUUUAAUUUAAUAAUAUUACAAAAAGUACUACUUUCAAGUACUCGUGUACUUCAAAAUCGAAAGUAAAGUUAAGAGCCUCUCUCGAUAUGCCUGCGAAGAGCAAAAAACAUUCGCUAUUCGUGCUAAUUGCAAUAUGUCAAUUGUUUUUUUUUUAUUUCGCUAGCGAAUUAUAAUAUACGUUUGCCGAGUAAACUUUGUAAUUGUUACCGAUGUAGGCGUACUUCGCAUUAUGUAUUUAUUAUAGCAUAGCCAGUAAGUAAUUAAUCGACGUUGAAACAUUUUAUAGAUUAUGCCUGUAAAACGUCCAUUUACGCGAGAAAUAUUAUAUAUAUUAUUAUAUGUAUACAUGUACACGACUUUUUUAGCACUUUUUAAAAAGCAGUACAAGAUAUAUAAUAUAUACACGCGAAAUCGUAAAACCAAAGAUGAAAAUAUGUGAAAACGCGUAUUUCUUAUUUUCGAAACUAAACGACAACAAAAAAACCAAUGUAUAAUGCCUUAUUUGUGCACCAGAAAAAAAAAAUAAACGCGAACACUCCUUCGAGCGCCAAUGAAAGUAUCGUAUAAAAUAAUUGAAACAUUAUGUAUAUUCGUAUACAACUACCAUUAUUUAUAAGCCUAUAAUGUACACACACCGAGAUCGUCGAAUUGUACACAGCAUAUUGCCGUGACGAUUCUCACGAAUAAAAAUU
This is a messenger RNA of Trichogramma pretiosum, 1578 nucleotides long. RefSeq names its product dynein light chain 4, axonemal-like. The record is from RefSeq and is a predicted model, not a curated record. Gene Ontology annotation, biological process: microtubule-based process. Lineage: Eukaryota; Metazoa; Arthropoda; Insecta; Hymenoptera; Trichogrammatidae. The transcript has 2 exons. Bases 131 to 439 code for a protein of 102 amino acids. Gene Ontology annotation, molecular function: dynein light intermediate chain binding; dynein intermediate chain binding. Gene Ontology annotation, cellular component: dynein complex.